UGUUGCAAUUUUGCCGGAUUAUAGACAAAUGGACGCUAAUGUGAACAAUUGCAACAGGAUGCUGAAAUACAGAAACAAGAUAGAAAAAUGAACAACUAAAAGUAGAUGAAUAAUUUUAAAUUUACUUGGUGAGAAUGAGUUCAGAGAAUGAAAUAUGAUUAGUGAGUUUUUUAUUGGUUGUUUUCAAAGUAUAAGUACUUUGUUUUUUAGUUGGUUUGGCUUGAAAAUGGUCAAGUUCAGGCUAUAAAGGUGUAUGGGGAAUGGAGGUAUAAUUCCACAUAUUCAUAACUACUGGAUUAGAUGGAGCUGAGUGGUCAGUUUUACUGCCUGUCUGCUUUACCUUUGCAUCCUGAUUGCGCUCAAUUUAUCACUGAAGAUGGAGGCACCACAUUCCUCUAAAAUGUUGGUCUCCAACUAAUACUGAAAGGUUUGUCAACACAGGAGGCCACAUUCUGAACACUCAUCUGCUAGGAAAAUCAGAACGUUUAUAAUAGGUACAGUAUUUUUUAAAUAUGGGAGAAAUAACAUCAUGAACAUAUUGGAAUUGUUAUGCUAUGCAUAUAUUUCCUAAAUUGAAUUAUAUUCACAUACAUUAUGCAGAAUGACACAGCUCUAAUGUAUGUGUAAUCUGCAUUCUAGUUGUGAAACUUACUGUAAGCCCUAGCAAUACAUGUGUUAUUUCAUUAAACAGCAGCUUUCUUAUUUUGUGUAAUUGGUUCUAGUUUCAGCACUCAGACCAUUGCUUGAAGUGAAAAUGGAAGUAAAUCUUGUAUAGUAUAUAUAUGUAGUUUUUUUAUGUUUUCUGUUAAAAAGAUAGGUCUGUCUGUAUGCAACCUAUGAUAUACAGUGAGUAUAGAAUAUCCUGUAUCUAAAAUUACAAUGUUGAAAUAUUAUUGAAUUAUUUUUUUUAUUUAAAAUGCAGUCCUGUGUAUAAAUUCCCAUAUAUGUUACUGAAAUGGUGAAGUGUCUUUUUAUCUCUUUAUAUGAAUAUCUUGGUCGCUGGUCCCAAUGUACAGAAUGGAGAUGCAGUGUUAGUGUGUGUACAUUUGCAGCAGGUGGGUUGAGUGAAAUUAUAUGAUUCUUAGAAUAAACAACGAUUAUUUCCCUAAACAGCAUUAACCGGUUUUAUCUGUAUUGGCGAUGCAGUGUGUUAUUUUGUGAGGCAGAAUCGAUCAUCUAUAUAUACUAUUUAGAUGAACUUCAGGCUUCAAAGGGUUAAAACCUGAAGAUUCAUCACAGCUAACAAUAGUGGUGCAUUAAUGUGAAAGCUACAUUUACUAAGCUUCGUUAACUUAUUGUAUAUUAAAAGCAUAUCUGACAUGGGCACAGUAAAAGGCCAAAAGGUACUUAAGAAAUCUGAUUCAAUAUUUUCCCGGUGGGUAUAGCAUUUUUGGCAUUUAAGGGCUCAUAGGAUUCCAAAGGCAUGAAGUAUGCCAUUGACAGAAUGUCUAAAGUGUUCAGUGUACUGAAGAUGUGCAGCAGUAGUGUGCAUAUCAUGAAUAUCAAUUAUUUUUUCUAGUAUUUCAGACUGUAAAACAUUAUUUCUGGACAGGAACAGCUUAAAUAAUUUUAGUAUAAUGUUGAUUUUUGUCAAUUUUAAGAAAGCCGCUGUACCCAUGUUCCAAAGAAUGAAAUUAAGAAUUGUUGCUGUAUUGCAGAAACGUUAUCUACAUUUCUGCUAUAUGGAAGGAGGAAAUAUUUAAUUAGUUUUUACAUAUACAUGCUUUAAUGUUGCUGUAGAUUUAUUUGUGAUAAUAACAAUUCAUAUAUUAACAUGUGUUCUAUGUUUUGGGAUUUUAUAUAUAUCUUAUUGUGCUCUUAAUAUAUUGAUUUUCUGGUAUGCUGUUAUAAUGAAUCACCUCUCUUGUUUGUUGCCAUGGAAACUCAAAAGUCAGCAAGCAUCAUAUGUACAGAGUGGUGCAGAUACUAAGCAAGAGGGGGGAAAGAAAGAUUAACAGUCACAUUCUAUAUCUGAGAGAAGGAUAAUAUAAAGGAAAACAAAAUGUCGAAGAAAGACAAGAAGGCUGGAAAGAAAGGAGGAAAGAAGAAAGAAGAGCCACAGGAGACAGAUAUGAUGACAGAGGUGGAGAAAGAAAUGUUUCAAAUCCAGAUAAGUGAUUUGCUACAGAAGGUUGAAAGGAUAAAAACAAGAUGCUUGGAACUGGAAAUGAGCAAUGAAGAAUACCAGAAGAAGUAUGAGCAGCUGGAUGAAGACAGAGCUGACAUUAUUGCAUACCUCAAGAGGAUGGUACAAAAGAAAGAAAAUGAGAUUACAGAAUUGAAAGAACGGUUAGAAGGACUUCAGAAGACUCUGGAGCAAGAUAGAGGGAUGUACAAGGAGAAGAUUGAGAACUUGGAACAUGAAUUUAAAAUCAUGCAUGAGCAACUGACUUCUGAAAUCAAACUCCUCACUGGUAAACUUAAUUCGCUGGAGGAAUUCCGUCUUCAACGUGAUGACCUCAUGAAUAAAUUUAAAAUCCAAGAGCAAGAGAUGGCAGAUAAAGAACAAAGACACAAACAGGCACUGUAUGAAGUGGAGAGAAAGUUCAUUAUUGGAAAAGAUAAGCUUAAGAAGGAAAUGGAGGCAAGGCUCCUUCAGUUGUCUAUGGAUUUCCAAGACGCUACACAUAUUCGAAUUGCUGCAACCACACACCGAGCAAUAAGGGAGAAUAUUGCUGUUAACAAUGAGUUAGAGAAGAUGCUGGAGACACAGAGGAAUUUAAGAAAGGAAAAUGAAAUGAUGAAAGAGAGAGACAGGCAAUUGAAUCUUGAAGUCCGUUUGCGUGAAGAGGAAAGGGAUAUUGUACUUGCUAAGAACAUGGUACAAAAUAAGCUGAUCAACCGUUUGUCAACUGAAUAUGAUGAAAUGGCAAGGAAUAUUGGAAGCAUGCAGAACUCUGCGCAACGUGCUGUAGAAGUGGAGCAACAAGUGCAAGAGACCAGGCAGUUUCUUGACAGAGCAGUGAGGCAAAUUGCAGUCCUGGAAGAGAAACUGCAGGCAACAGAAUAUGAGAAGAAUGAAUCAAUUUCUAAGCUGCUGCAAUCAAAUAUAGAGACCUACAAGUUACAGAAAAUUCUCCAUGCUGCUGUUAAAUCUGUCAAGGAAGCUUUAGAGAUUCAGACGCAUCCUAGUUCUGAUGAAGCCUUCAACUUGAGUCUCAGAGAGAAUCUUCUUAACAACUUAUUACAGAUGCUGAACACAGCUGACUUUCUAGAAUUUGAGAAAAAUGAGGAAAAGUUGGUAUCACUGAUGAAGACCUCAGCAAUGUAUGUGAUUGGAGAUCUGGGUCUUGUACCCAGGAGUUUGUCAGAUGUUGGUUCUCAUUAUACAGUUGGGUCUGACAUACUGAUGGAGUCAGUAAAUGCAAAUGUGGAGGACUGUCAUCAUUCAAGCAAGAUGGAAAUGGGAUCGAAUAAAUUUGAUACAUCCGAAGAAAAGUUUCUGAGGCUGGCUAAAGAUGAGAAAUCAGAAAUAGGUUUUAAAAAAGAGGAAGAUUCCAAAGUUUCUUUUAAGUCUGUUACAGAGAAAGGCUCCCAGGAAGAGUUUGGGGGAAAAAUUACAGAACCACUAAAUGGUGAAAUUAAGCAGGGUGGAGGGGAGACUGCAGAACCUCAGUAUCAAGGUGAAUUUUUCUGAAGCAGAGAGUGAAAAUGUAGAUUGUGAUUCUUCCAUAUGAGGGUAGGAUACUUGAGAAUGAGAGAUCUCCAAUUUUUUCAGUCUCAUCGUGGAAAAGCAAUUUACAAAUCUGGUUUUGUUUAAGGCAUUAUAACUCUUAUAUACUUAACUGUAUUGUUUCUUUGUACCUUUCUGCAAAUAUUAUGCUUUUGGACAUUAUUGAUUGUCUUGUCUAUGUAAAACCUGUCCUGUUUAUUUUUCAAAACAAUGUUUCAGAGACUGGAUUCUGUUCCCAUCUUCAGGUAAAACCUACUCAUUUGGGCCCAAUUGAUACAGUUAGUCACUAUCUUCAGACUAGCUCUAUUGAUUGGGCCCAACUGAGUAAGUUUUACCUGAAGAUGGGAACAGAAUCCAGACUCAGAAACGUUGUCUUGAAAAAUAAACAGGACUAUUUUUAGAUAAAGACGAGAUGAUGGAUAAUGUCCAAAAACAUAGCAUUUUUACUAAUGUACCAUCAUCAUAAACUUUUAGAUCAUAUCUCUGUACCUUUAUUAUACAUUAGGGUUUUGGCACUAACACUUAGAGAAACGAUUAAUUUGUGUUUUUAAAAUUGAUGCUCCUGUCUGAUGUCCUUACAUACUGUUUGUAGCAUCUGCAUUUCACAUAUUACAGUGAUCACAUUGAUACAUAUUAUGACUAAUUUUGUGAUUAAAGAUAAACUUGUGAAACUGUAUCUGUUGCUAAGAGAGUUAAUUAACAUUUUAAUAUUAAAGAUAUGUAUAUUGUUUGGUACAGUGACCUGAAUUAUUUUAGUUUCCUACAGAUUCUCUACAGUAUUGCCUCUAACAGGGGUACACAUUCAGACAUCACUCAUGGAGCUGAGUCCUUCUUGAGAAGCCACCGAUUGUGCAGCUACUCAGGAACUUUCCAGCAUUUU
Cryptotermes secundus is the source of this 4553-nucleotide messenger RNA. Its product is annotated as cilia- and flagella-associated protein 157. Gene Ontology annotation, cellular component: ciliary basal body; cilium. The coding region runs from base 2003 to 3637 and encodes 544 amino acids. Gene Ontology annotation, molecular function: microtubule binding. The record is from RefSeq and is a predicted model, not a curated record. NCBI's taxonomy places the organism in Eukaryota, Metazoa, Arthropoda, Insecta, Blattodea, Kalotermitidae. The transcript is spliced from 10 exons.